UUUCCUGCAGUACAGCGAUGGUUCCGUUGGCAGGGUCUAAUGGGAAAACUUGGUUUGGAGUCGGAUCAAAUGGCAAGCUGUAUCGAAGGUAUGAGGAUGGCGGCGGCACCUGGCACUGGGUGGAUCACGGAUACGGAAAACCAGAUCAUCAGCUGUACAACGCAGAACCUUGUGUAAACGGCCCCAAAGCGGUAGAAGUCACCACGAGCAAUGGCCAUCUUGCUGGCCGCCAUUUCUGGGGAGGUAAUUGGCUCCGUACUCAUCACGGACGACCUUACGAUUCCCAUGUCAUUGCAACCGGCUGCUCCAAUGUGAACACGUCGGGAAGUAAGUCGAGGACCUUCCUGCGAGGGUCAGACGGGGAUCUGUAUGAGCACUACUAUGAUUGGGGUACCGGAUUUCGAUGGCGAUGGCAUGGGGUGCCAGCCAAGCCACCCGCGCCACCCGCAACUUAUGUGGACGAUAUAAAAACUACAAGCUACUAUACAGGGCGCGGUCGCAGCAAUGUGUUCGUGGUGGGGACGGAUGGAAACCUGUGGCAACUGUGGACAAAACACGUGCACAAUUCCCCCGACACCUGGUUCAACCGGGGCAAGCCUGCGGGGAAAGUCAUUCGGCAUAUUCACGCAAGUAGAGGCGGACUUAGGUGGGCCAUCACUACGGACGGGUCUGUCUGCAGAGCGAUUGGUGCCUGGCCGUGUUACUCCCUGCCCAACAGAAAGAUCCUAGACUGCUCGGACCCGUUUCUCACCAGUGCAGGUAGAUCCAUGUUCUGCAAUACCGUGGGCACAGUGUACAAUCCAAGCUACUCUGGAUACCGGGUCAGUAUCUAUUAUGUUAUAUAUUGUGCUUCAUGGGUUUUUGGUGGUCCUGUAUAACUGAGACAUCCUUGAAAGGUGUGUGAGAGCAACGAAUAUUUCUAUAUAACAAAAACGUGAAUAACUAACUAGAGUUCGGAGACCUCAUACCAAAGCAACAUUUAAAAAUAUUCGAGGAUUUAUUGUUCUUGACGCCUUUCUGAUGAUUUGCACAAUAGGCAUCUUAUUGUGUGCAACUCUAUCUGAGCUAAACGCAUUCCAAACACAUUAACACACGCACGCACACGCAAACACUCACACAUACACACAAACACACGC
Messenger RNA from Branchiostoma floridae (Florida lancelet), 1136 nucleotides. RefSeq lists its product as uncharacterized. The coding region runs from base 18 to 878 and encodes 286 amino acids. The record is from RefSeq and is a predicted model, not a curated record. Lineage: Eukaryota; Metazoa; Chordata; Leptocardii; Amphioxiformes; Branchiostomatidae. The transcript is spliced from 6 exons.